AUGAUGACGCAAUUGCGAUCAUCACGAACUAUAUCGACCGGUAUUAUCGCCCUCUACUUGUAUCCUCCCGCUGAUCCCAAUGAGGAUACCGCUGAUGGAGGCCUACUCCUGGGUGGAGGCGAUCCUGGAUUAUAUGAGGGUGCAUUGAAGUAUAUCGACUUCUCUACACACGGACGUUACACCGUAAAUAUCGAUAAGCUACAAGUCGGUGAUGGACACAUAACUCUUGGUAUGAAUAUGAACGUACUACUCGACACCGGCAGCAACAUUCUACUUGUCCCAGGACUAUACUACAACAGUCUCAUCGAGGAUAUUAGAGCCCAAACUUACAAGGCUGCAGGUGUGCAUGUCGAUUUCGUGUACGAUCCAGUAAAGAAGAGAUGGUUCUUUCCCUGCCAAUACAAGACCAAAUUGCCACCGUUGCGGUUUUACUUGGGCCCUCAAGGCAUGAUCCCAUUCUCGAUGACAUACAUGCACUACGCUAAGAGAAUGACCUAUAACCCUGUUAUUUGUAGUCUUAUUAUCAAGAAGAAUCGCAAGAACGAAUGGAUCUUUCCCGAUCGUAUACUGAUCGAUAACUAUUUCCAGUUCGACCCUACUCUCAAACGAGUGGGAAUUGGCAAGUUGAAACCGCGAUCUCCGUAAACAAUUCUCUCCUUUUGUAGAGAGAAUUAUCUCCUCUUAUCUCUUCUGCUUAUCUCUAUCUCAUUUCUUUUCAUUCCAUUCUUUCGAACCCAAGCUCUACAGCAGAAUGCCCUCCAUUAUCGUUGAUCGUUUCAUGAACGCUCCGUGAGAAGACCUCCAACUGGAUUGGUCCUUCUAGUGGUAUGAUUUCACAUAUACCAUUUAGAAGUAUGCUAUUCUUCGAGUUGUUCCAUAGAGAGCUUAUUUUCUGGCGAAUGGGCAGCUUUGUC
This is a messenger RNA of Perkinsus marinus ATCC 50983, 914 nucleotides long. RefSeq names its product cathepsin D precursor, putative. Gene Ontology annotation, biological process: proteolysis. The transcript has a single exon. The record is from RefSeq and is a predicted model, not a curated record. Bases 1 to 645 code for a protein of 214 amino acids. Lineage: Eukaryota; Perkinsozoa; Perkinsida; Perkinsidae. Gene Ontology annotation, molecular function: aspartic-type endopeptidase activity.